Penicillium verhagenii is the source of this 822-nucleotide messenger RNA. RefSeq names its product BTB/POZ domain-containing protein. NCBI's taxonomy places the organism in Eukaryota, Fungi, Ascomycota, Eurotiomycetes, Eurotiales, Aspergillaceae. Gene Ontology annotation, molecular function: protein binding. The coding region runs from base 1 to 822 and encodes 273 amino acids. The record is from RefSeq and is a predicted model, not a curated record. The transcript has 2 exons.
AUGUCAACGCUGUCGAAGAGUUCAGAUUUCAUGCGAGAAUUGCUCCUCGGAGGACAAUUUUCUGACAUAGAUAUCAUCUGUCAAGAUGUCACUUUCAAAGCCCAUCGAGCUAUUGUUUGUACACAGUCAAGGUUCUUCAACAGCGCAUUCUGCGAUGGCUUCAAGGAAUCUUUCGACCGAUCCAUCAAUCUGAAAGAUGAGACACCAGAGACCAUCGAACGUGUCCUGUCGUUCCUCUACCUGAGGGAAUACCAGGAUGAAGGGAAUGUGGUUCUAUUUCGGCCUAGUACAGAUGAUUCAGAUUCAGUCAGUCAAGGGGAUAAAUUCAACGAGAUGGAAGCUUUGAAGUCAAAGGCUUUAAACAACAUAUUGGUAUUCACUGCCGCUGAUAAAUUUGAAAUCGAUCCAUUGAAGAAUCUAGCGUCAGAGAAGUUCUCUGAAUGGGUAUCUGGAAAUUGGGACUCGUCAAUAUUUCCUGAGGUAGUUGAAGAAGCUCUAGCGUUGACCCCUUCUCAUGAAACGAAAUUGCAGGAGAUUAUCGCCGUGGUUAUUUCAAGUCACAUAUUCGAAUUAAUCGACAAAGCGGCUAUUCUUCCUGUCUUAAGUUCCUUCGGAUGCCUUGGGUCCUUGGUAAUCCUGGAUUUAGUCCAAAAGGGACUAGUCAAACAGCCUAGCGAAAAAGACGUCCUCCAGGGACUCGCUCAAAAACUCAACUCACGUCGUCACUGUCGGCAUUGUUCGGCAGCAUUGAACGUGAGAAUGGAAAGUGGGGAAUACCAGAUCGGAAAUUUCCGUUGCGCCGUCUGUCAUACACGACAUUAG